This is a messenger RNA of Ooceraea biroi (clonal raider ant), 1444 nucleotides long. Its product is annotated as cytochrome P450 4C1. NCBI's taxonomy places the organism in Eukaryota, Metazoa, Arthropoda, Insecta, Hymenoptera, Formicidae. Gene Ontology annotation, molecular function: monooxygenase activity; iron ion binding; oxidoreductase activity, acting on paired donors, with incorporation or reduction of molecular oxygen. The record is from RefSeq and is a predicted model, not a curated record.
UCUCUUUGUCUAUGUACUUAAUGAUAUUAUCUUAUAAACUUUUAUAUACGAAGAUAUCACUUUACAGAAUUAGUAAAAUACCUGCUAACAUUUACUGAGAGAUUUGAGGGUCCUAGUCGUUUUAUUGUGGGAACAGAUAUGUAUGUAGUACUUACGAAGCCUGAAGAUUAUAAAUCUGUACUCUCAAACACCAAUGGCAACUAUAAAAGUUCAGCGACUAUUUUAUGGCAAUCGCUUCUUGGUGAUGGAAUCAUUAGAGUUUCGGGUAUAACUCACAAGCUGCGUCGAAAAAUUAUAGAGCCCCUGUUUAACAGCAAGUUUUUAUCAAAAUAUGUGACUUAUUUCGAUAAUUGCAGUAAUCAUUGUGCGGAUCUUUUAAAGAAAGAAGUGGCUAAUGGUUACGUUGAUAUUAAACCUUAUAUAACGCGAUGUACAAUAGAUACAUUUUUAGUAACAUUUGCGGGCAUUGAAGAAACGGCACAGAAGGGUGAUUACGAUGAUGUAUUGCACUGGCAAAAGAGAUUGUUUAAACUUACAUAUGACAGGUCGAUAAGACCGUGGUUGUAUGCAGAUAAAACUUAUUCCAUAACUGGAAAUGCAAAGCAAAUGCGUUUCGGCUUGAAUAUUCUAGAAAGCUUUAUCUAUAAUAUAUCACGAAAGGUAGUGGAACGAAAAACUUUGAAUAAAGACAUUGACAUUGAACAAAGGCCAGAAUUAGUUUUUCUAGAACAGCUGUUCGAAAAUGUUGUAGAUAGGAACGACGUAACCGAUCAAGAUUUCAAAGACGAUAUUAAAAAUUUAUAUCUUGCUGCUCAAAGUACUAUGACGGAGUUGACACAUUUUGUGUUGCUGAUGUUGGCAAUGCAUCCGGAAAUACAAGACACUCUGCGAAAGGAAAUAUCUACACUUGACAAUGAGACGAUCAAUAGCUCGUGUCUUCUAAGAAUGCGAUAUCUUCACAUGGUGAUCAAAGAGACGUUAAGAUUGUUCCCUAUAGCACCUCUUAUGGUGCGCGAACUCACCGGAGACAUUAAACUCGAAUCAUGCACCUUGCCGGAUGGAUGUUACGUGAUGGUACCGAUAUAUGCUAUUCACCGUAACCCUAAGUAUUGGGACCACCCGAAUGAAUUUAUCCCCGAACGCUUUGCACCUGAGAAUUCACUAAAUCAUAAUCGUGACGCCUAUCUUCCAUUUGGUUCAGGCAUUAGAAGUUGCCCAGGACAAGCGUAUAUGUUCUUAUGCGUGGGACUGAUCGUCGUGAAUUUAAUGAGACGUUUUCGAUUUGCAACAACUGCCAACAUGAAGGACGUCGAUAUAACGCACGAUAUUCUAUUACGAUCUCCAAACAUCAAAUUAUCGCUAUCUCAUGUUUAAAUACACGUCACACACAAAAUACUCUAAAUAUAUAUCUAAAGUAUAUAUAUAUAUAAUGUUUAUUGAAAGA